GAAUUGUUAGUUGCUAAAGCUAUUCUUUAUAACUGAUAUAAACAGCGGCCUCCAUUACCCUUUGUCUUCUUCCUUUUUCUUUUGUCAAUUUCAAGUCCUAAUAUAUUUAAUUUUAACUCAAUCUAUAUCUUCUACUUCUAAUUAAAGGCAUUCACUCAAUUUGUAUCUGUAUUGCUUAAUGCAAGCGAUUAGAGAUUAUAUUUCAAUCUCUAAUUUUAUUUUCUAAUCAAUAAUUUAUUUCUUGCGCAUUUUGAUAUGUACAAUUAUUAGAUCUAGACAAUAUAGAGUGCUGGUUAUAGGAUUUUUGAACGAUUUAAAAGCUCACAUUGGCUGGAAAUGGGAGAAAAAUCGAGGUCAAGAGGCUGUUGCGGUUGGUUUAUAGUGGCUGUGGUGUUAGCAGUGGUGGUUGUCGCCGUAGUUUACACAGUUAGAAAGAAAAUCAAUGAUAAAUCCGACGGUGGUGGGCCUAGUCCGGUUCCAGGCCCUCCCGGCGCUAUAGAAAAGAAAUACGCCGACGCUCUUAAAGUCGCUAUGAAAUUCUUUGACGUCCAAAAAUCUGGUAAGUUGGGUGAUGAUAGUAUAUCAUGGAGAGGCGAUUCGGGUCUUAAUGACGGGAGUCAAGCGAAAAUCGACCUGUCCAAAGGAAUGUAUGACGCUGGAGACCAUAUGAAGUUUGGUUUGCCCAUGGCUUUUACUGCAACAGUGUUGUCCUGGGCUAUUCUUGAAUAUGGUGAUCAAAUGGAUGUUGUUGAUCAGUUAAAACCAGCUCAAGAUUCGCUUAAAUGGACCACUGAUUAUCUCGUAAAUGCUCAUGUUUCGGAUAAUGUGCUUUACGUUCAGGUUGGUGAUCCGAAGGUGGACCAUGGUUGUUGGGACAGACCUGAGGUGAUGACUGAGAAAAGACCUCUUACUCAGGUGAAUGAAUCGGCUCCAGGGUCAGAUGUUGCAGCUGAAACUGCUGCAGCUUUGGCGUCUGCGUCUCUGGUCUUUAAGAAAACUGAUCCAACUUAUUCGAGCACCUUGCUUAAGCAUGCUGUACAGCUGUUUAGUUUUGCUGAUAAGUAUAGGGGUUCUUAUAGCGAGAGCAUCCCUGACGUACAAAACUAUUAUAAUUCAACCGGAUAUGGGGAUGAGCUCUUAUGGGCAGCUAGUUGGCUUUAUCAUGCAACAAAGGAUAAAUCAUAUAUCCAAUAUGUGACUGGAAGUAACGGAAAAUCUUUUGCAAAUUGGGGAAGUCCGACAUGGUUUAGCUGGGAUAAUAAGCUAGCUGGAACACAGGUUUUAUUGUCCAGAUUGAUGUUUUUUGAUGAGAAAGACACCUCAAACUCGGACCUUCAAAUGUAUAGGCAAACAGCUGAAGCUGUGAUGUGUGGCCUUUUACCAAAAUCUCCAACAGUCACAACCAGCAAAAAUGACGGUGGCCUUAUAUGGGUCAGUGAAUGGAAUGCUCUGCAACAUCCUGUUGCUUCUGCAUUUUUAGCUGCUCUUUAUAGCGAUUAUAUGCUUACAUCGAGGACUGCAAAGUUAUCUUGUGAUGGAACUUCAUUCAGACCGGCAGAUCUUCGUAAAUUUGCCAAAUCCCAGGCUGAUUAUGUUUUGGGCAACAAUCCAAUGAAAAUGAGCUAUCUCGUCGGAUACGGCGAUAAUUACCCACAAUUUGUGCACCAUAGGGGAGCUUCAAUCCCAGCCGAUGCAACCACUGGUUGCAAAGAUGGGUGGGAAUGGCUCGAUUCAAAGGACCCCAACCCUAACAUAGCUUAUGGAGCACUUGUCGGUGGGCCCUACCUAAAUCAAUCGUAUGUUGAUUCUCGGAACAACUCAAUGCAAGGCGAACCAAGCACUUAUAACAGUGCAGUCAUUGUCGGCCUUCUGUCGAGCCUAGUCACUACCUCCUCAGCAGUUCAAUCCUUCAUAUAAAAUUACAAAGUGUUUAUACAAAUCUAGUAGAAUAUUGUUUGUACUAUAUGCUAUAUUGCACGGGAAAAAAAACGCUGAAACAAAAAAUGUUGAAAUGGAAAACGAUGAGCCAACUCAAACGGAUACUCCUAUGCGACGCUUGUUCACUCGCCGGAACAACCCUAUCCCUCAUCAUUAUUCAGGCUGCAGCAACAACCAACAUGUUUGGUUUGACAUGGACUGAUUGUUUCUUUGUUUUAAUAUUCUUUCAUUACUGUACACAUUAUUAGUUUUGAUAGCAACUUUGUUGAUUGGAUAUUGUUUUAUUUUAUGAAAGGACAAUUUUAUAUGAUUCAUUUUCAGUA
Molecule: messenger RNA, 2261 nt
Organism: Mercurialis annua (annual mercury)
Lineage: Eukaryota; Viridiplantae; Streptophyta; Magnoliopsida; Malpighiales; Euphorbiaceae
Product: endoglucanase 10-like
Exons: 6
Coding region: 337-1917 (526 amino acids)
Biological process (GO): carbohydrate metabolic process
Molecular function (GO): hydrolase activity, hydrolyzing O-glycosyl compounds
Source: RefSeq, a predicted model, not a curated record